CCUGGCAACAUCGACAGUCGCUUUGUCAACGCUUCAUUGAGCCAAGAUGGCAGAUUUCGAAGAGCUCAGCGAUGAAGAGAAGGUCCGUAUUGCAGCUAAUUUUGUGAUGCACUCUCCCCCAGGGGAGUUCAAUGAAGUCUUCAAUGAUGUGCGAAUACUGCUCAACAAUGAUAACCUUCUCAGAGAGGGAGCGGCUCACGCCUUCGCCCAGUACAACAUGGAUCAGUUCAUUCUUGCAAAGAUUGAUGGAUAUGAAGAUCAGGUCCUGAUAACGGAGCAUGGAGACCUGGGGAACGGUCGCUUCUUUGACCCUCACAACAAGAUCUCCUUCAAGUUUGACCACCUGAGAAAGGAAGCCAGUGACCCACAGCCCCACGACGGCGGGUCAGCUCUCAAGUCUUGGAGAGACGCCUGCGAUUCUGCCCUGAGGGCCUACGUCAAGGAGCACUACCCCAGUGGAGUUUGCACCGUUUAUGGGAAAACAAUUGAUGGCCAGCAGACCAUCAUCGCUUGUAUCCAGGGCCAUCAAUUCGAGCCUAAAAACUUCUGGAACGGUUGCUGCCGGUCUGAAUGGAAGUUCAGUGUCUCGCAAUCUACAGCACAAGUGGUCGGAGUCUUGAAAAUACAGGUACAUUAUUACGAGGAUGGAAAUGUGCAACUGGUCAGCCAUAAAGACGUACAGGAAUCGCUGACUGUGUCUAAUGAGAGCCAAACUGCAAAAGAGCUUGUGAAAAUAAUUGAGGAUGCAGAGAAUGAGUACCAGGUGGCCAUCAGUGAGAACUAUCAGACCAUGUCGGACACCACGUUCAAAGCCUUACGCAGACAGCUCCCAGUCACCCGCACCAAGAUCGACUGGAACAAGAUCCUCAGCUACAAGAUUGGCAAAGAGAUGCAGAAUGCUUAGAGGACAAAGAGGCUGAUUGGGUUACGACACGCAAAUCGGGGAGAAGCCGAUGCUCGCGCAGACAUGUGUGACUCAACGUAACGUGCCGUAUGUCCUGCUAAAACAGACAUUUGUUCGAGGGGGUUUAACAGAGAAUGACAGCUUCCGUUAUGCACUACGAGGAGAUGCCUUCAUUUUACAAAGACGUUGAGUGAUGUUACUCUCGCUCAUUUGCAAACCUAUAACUUUUUUUAAAAAACAAACAAAUAAUGCCUUUAGUAACACUGUGAAAGUUUGGUUGUUUACCUGCUAUUCAAAUUCUCAGUCACAUGUUACACACACUUAGUUUCUGAUCCCUCAGUGCUUCAAAAUGGACACAUUCUCCCAAAACCCCUUGAAUUUCAUGUAGCAACUAAUUUACACUCUAUAUAACAUAACUGAUAUUCUUCAAGAGCUUCCAAUACCUCCUAUAGUUUCUUAUUAACAGAGGGCAAAUACUGUAUGCAAUUCGAUAUAUUAACUGAGCGGCACUUUAAGGCACCAAAUUUCAUGACAUCUGAAGAUCUCAUCUGUUUAGACGUAUGUAUCCCUCUGGAUCCAGGGUUGUAGCCAAAGCUUCAUUUUUUUCCCAUUCACUGACCAUAUUUUGUCUUCCCUCCUUGAAGGUCUUUCACUUCUCCUUGUUGUUGAGAGACAUUUUUGGUGAUAAUCCCUUUAUACCGCCCUGAGCUGAUACAGUAUUGGUGUCCUCCUAAAAGCUGUUUGCCUUUAGCUUUUGCUAUAUUUUUUAUACAAACUGUAAGUACAUUUAUUGUUCAUGAAAUAAAAAUAUGAUCUUCAAGCAA
Molecule: messenger RNA, 1728 nt
Organism: Anarrhichthys ocellatus (wolf-eel)
Lineage: Eukaryota; Metazoa; Chordata; Actinopteri; Perciformes; Anarhichadidae
Product: F-actin-capping protein subunit alpha-1
Exons: 10
Coding region: 47-904 (285 amino acids)
Biological process (GO): actin cytoskeleton organization; barbed-end actin filament capping
Cellular component (GO): F-actin capping protein complex; cortical cytoskeleton
Molecular function (GO): actin filament binding
Source: RefSeq, a predicted model, not a curated record